AUGUCGGUUCAAAAUGCCCUUCUAAAACCGUCACCACGGGCGGUCCAGGAAUUUACGUUAGAGGGGGCAUUUAACUUAGAGGCGCAACCUUUUGGUGCAUUUUGGGCACCAGAGUCUGUGAAUUACAUCCCGGGGGCCCGUUUCAUCGACGAUAUUAAUCGUAAAGUGAAUGCUCUAAGACGUGAAGUGAAUGAUCUUAAUUGUAAAGCGAAUGCUCUUAGACGUGAAAUGAAUGAUCUUAGUCGUGAAGUGAAUGCUCUUAGACGUGAAAUGAAUGAUCUUAGUCGUGAAGUGAAUGCUCUUAGACUGAAUGCUCUUAGACGUGAAGUGAAUGCUCUUAGUCGUGAAGUGAAUGUUUCUAGACGUAAAGUGAAUGUUCUUAGUUGGGAAGUGAACGCUCUUAGGCGUGAAGAGAAUGUUCUUAGGCUUGAAGUAAAUGCUCUUAGACGUGAAGUGAAUGCUCUUAGACGUGAAGUGAAUGCUCUUAGACGUGAAGUGAAUGCUCUAAGACGUGAAAUGAAUGCUCUAAUACGUGAAGUGAAUGAUCUUAAUCGUUUAGUAAAUGAUCUUAGACGUGAAGUGAAUGCUCUAAGACGUGAUAUGAAUGAUCUUAGACGUGAAGUGAAUGAUCUUAGUUGUGAAGUGAAUGAUCUUAGUCGUGUAGUGAAUGCUCUUAAACGUGAAGUGAAUUCUCUUAGUCGUGAAGUGAAUGAUCUUAGUCGUGAAGUGAAUUAUCUUAGUCGUGAAGUGAAUGCUCUUAGAAGUGAAGUGAAUGCUCUUAGUCGUGAAGUGAAUGCUCUUAGACGUGAAGUGAAUUAUCUUAGACGUGAAGUGAAUAAUCUUGGUCGUGAAGUAAAUGAUCUCAGUCGUGAAGUGAAUGCUCUUAGACGUGAAGUGAAUGAUCUUAGACGUGAAGUAAAUUAUCUAAGUCGUGAAGUGAAUGCUGUUAGACGUGAAGUGAAUGCUCUUAAUCGGGAAGUGAAUGUUUCUAGACUUGAAGUGAAUGUUCUUAGUUGUGAAGUGAACGCUCUUUGGCGUGAAGAGAAUGUUUUUAGGCGUGAAGUAAAUGUUCUUUGA
Messenger RNA from Mya arenaria, 1077 nucleotides. RefSeq names its product paramyosin-like. The transcript is spliced from 2 exons. The record is from RefSeq and is a predicted model, not a curated record. NCBI's taxonomy places the organism in Eukaryota, Metazoa, Mollusca, Bivalvia, Myida, Myidae. The coding region runs from base 1 to 1077 and encodes 358 amino acids.